UUUCGGUGUUUUAAAGCCCAUUUCGGACCAUAUCUUGUUUUAAUAUGUAACUAGGUACCUAAUUUUGAGAGAUGCAUUUCGACACAUUUUUGUUACAGAAAAUAACAUCUUUAACGUUGCAUUUGCUGGCUAGCAAACGUUAACGCGUUAGACAUGUAAACAUAGCUAGCUACAGUUAGCAGUAACGUUAGCUAACUACUAUACAUAGCUAAUGCUGGUUUUUAGCAGAUGUCCGGCCUUUUUCUUACAUUGGCCCAGUCAGCCGUGUCAUGAGUUGAGCGUUGGCCAGUGAGCUGGCUACGCAACAUCGCGCCUAUGUUUAAUUUCAAUGUGUAACUAGUUAGCUGGUUAACUAGCUGUUAACGUUACUAGUGCUGACAAUGUCAUAGAUUGAGAUCAGUGUGGUCCUUCUGUAGCUCAGUUGGUAGAGCAUGGCGCUUGUAACGCCGGGGUAGUGGGUUCGAUUCCCGGGACCACCCAUACGUAGAAUGUAUGCACACAUGACUGUAAGUCGCUUUGGAUAAAAGCGUCUGCUAAAUGGCAUAUAUUAUUAUUAUAUUAUGAAAGGAAACGUUAGCUAACUAGAGCUGGAUAGCUAUCUAGCCGAAUAAACUAACAUUGCUUGAGCUUUGUCGGCUAAUUAGAUGCUGUAGGUAGCUACUGUGGUUUUAGUGAAUCCAUCAUUGCAAUGACCCCCAUCACACCUAAUUUAUUAGCAACGUAAUCGCCAACCUCAGCGGCAGAGCUAAAGCUGAUAGCUAGUCGUUUGAUUUAAUCAGCUACUACAUUAUAAACUGUAUUCAGGGAAAAACAACAUCCAGUCUAUUUUGCAGAGAAUAUGUAACAUACAUCAACAUGACAUCCAGAUUUGGUAAAACCUACAGCCGUAAGGGAGGGGAGGCCAACUCCAAAUUUGAUGAGGUCUUCUCCAACAAGAAGGCCACACUGAGCACCAAAUGGGGAGAAACCACAUACAAGGCCCAGCUGGGCUCCAAGCGGCCCCUUCAAAAGCCUGAGGUAGUCGAGUUACUCAAGAGGCCCCGCAUUGAGGAUGACGACUGCUCAGAGGAUCCUUUUGGUUUUGACAGCGACGAUGAGUCCAAUCCUGUCACCUCCCACAGUGUGCCCCAGUCUGAACCAGCUGAAGGUGAGGCCAGUAAUAUGCCACCUGCUACAACCACAGUCCCAGUGGAUAACGGUAGGAACAGCACAGCUACAGGCAAGCAAACAUUGUCUAAUGAGGGUGCAGAAAAGAGUAGCCAGUCCUUGUACAGAAGUAAAUCUGACAGUAACCAGAAACCUAUUGCUCAGUCCUCUGUUACAAAGACUGUGCCCAAGGACCCCUAUGUGGAAUGGAGCUUAAUAGGGACCCAGAGGUCUUCUACCUCCUCCACUAGUAUGGACCCUCUCCAGGAAAAAGACUCAGCUGAGGCACCAGGGUUUAGCGGAGACUCACAGUUCUCUUCUUCCCAGGAUGGGCUCUCAGCUGGGAUGAAAAGUACUCAACAGGAGGCCCCGGCCGAGCCUGUUGUUGACAACCUUCCCCCCUCCCCGUUCCUCCUCAGGCCCUGCAACACUAGGAAAUACAUCCGUCCCAAACCCAACAAGGCCUCUGACGUUCCAGAUGCUUCUGCUGCUUGCGACGUCAAACUGCCUGUAGCCGCCAGCGUUCAGGCUGCACUGAAGUCCAAGAGUGUGUCCGCUGCCAGCGGUAGCGGCAGUGCUAAUGCUAGCACAACGGUGGCCAAACCUGCUGGCAGGGGUCGGGUACGGGACUACACGGUGCUGCAUCCAUCCUGCCUGUCGGUGUGUAAUGUCACCAUCCAGGACUCCAUAGAGCGCAGCAUGGACGAGCUCAUCACCAGCACACCCCCUACUGACCUGGGGGAGGUGGGAUGGCUGAGGAAGAAGGCAGAUGUACCUCCAGCCAAACCCAACAGGUUCCGCACCACCCAGAGUAAAUCCAAGAAGGAGACCAAGCUGGAAUUUUUCGGCUUUGAGGACAAGGGUGACCAGGAGGGGGAGGAUGGUGCGGACCCCACGGCCGGCGGCAGCAGCUACAAGAUCAAGUACUUUGGCUUUGACGAUCUCAGCGAGAGCGACAGUGACGAAGAGGAUGGCACCCAUGUCAAAGUGAAGAGGAAGGCCAAGAAGGCUGCAGCAGUGGCGGUAGCAGCCAUGGCUGUUAGUGUGCAUAGCCCUCAGCCCAGCGACUCUCAGGACAGCCAGAGCAGCAGCAAUACAGAUAUUCUGGAGUUUUCUGAUGACUCUAACUUUGGUGGGUCUGAAGAGCAGAAGGGUCGUUCAGGAAAACAAGGGGACACAUCCAAGGACAUUGGCAGGAAGAUCUUCAGUGGACCAAAAAAGUCCCCUGCUAAAGCUGUGUACAAUGCUCGCCACUGGAACCAGCCUGAGCCUGAGGAGAUUCCCCUGCCACCCCUUGCCUGCGCGCACACUGCUCCGGCCAGCAUAUCGAGCGGAAGUAGCAAGGACACCAAUUCUCACAAAGACGACGGUCUGUUCAAAGCGCCUCCCCCACCGCCCAAAGUCAUCAAGUCUGUGACCAUCCCCACUCAGCCUUACCAGGACAUCGUCACAGCUCUCAAAUGCAGGAAGGAACACAAGGAGCUGUACACGGUUGUGCAUAAUGUGAAGCACUUCAACGAUGUGGUAGAGUUUGGUGAAAACCAGGAGUUCACUGAUGACUUUGAGUACCUGGAGACAGGCCUGAAGAGCAGCCAGCCACUCAACACACGAUGCCUUAGUAUAAUCAGUUUAGCCGCAAGGUGUGCAAUGCCCAGUUUCCGGAUGCACCUACGGGCCAGAGGGAAGGUGGCUCAGGUCUUCAAGAUGUUGAAUGAUGCCCCGCUGCAUCCGAACCUGGCCCUGUGUACAGCCUCUCUGAUGUACAUCCUAAGCAGAGACAGGUUAAACAUGGACCUGGACCGGGCCAGUCUGGAGCUGAUGAUCAGACUGUUGGAGCUGGAGCACGACCACUCGGGCCACCACCAGGACCAGCUCACUGCCAAGGAGAUGACCAAGGUCAAGGAGAAGAUCCGCAAGCUAUGUGAGACUGUUCACAACAAGCACCUGGACUUGGAGAACAUCACGUCGUGUCACCUGGCCAUGGAGACCCUGUUGUCUCUGACCUCGAAGAGGGCCGGGGACUGGUUCAAAGAGGAGCUGCGCUUACUGGGAGGCCUGGACCACAUUGUAGAUAAAGUGAAAGAAUGUGUUCAGAACCUGAUUCAAGAGGAAGACAAAGAGAAGCUGGUGUCAUCGCUAUGGGGGGCAGAGAGGUGUCUAAGAGUACUGGACAGUGUGACUGUCCAGAACCCAGAGAACCAGGGCUACCUGAUCGCCUACAAGGACUCUCAGCUCAUAGUGUCCUCUGCCAGAGGUUUGCAGUACUGUGAGGACAUGAUUCAGCGCUACAGCCGGGAGGUGAACAGCUCUCUGUGUUCGUCAGGCACGGCGCUGCCCCACUGCAGCUUCAGCAACGUGGGCAAGGCCGUUGAGGACUGCAUGAGGGCAGUCAUAGGGGUGCUACUCAAUCUCACCCACGACAAUGAGUGGGGAAGCACUAAGACUGGAGAGCAGGACCGGCUCAUCAUCACAGCACUCAACUGUGUCCUACGGGUCCCACGCUACAUACCUCAGGAACAACGCUUUGACAUCAGAGUCCUGGGCUUGGGUCUGCUGAUUAACCUGGUGGAGUACAGUGCCAGAAACCGCCACUGUCUGGUGGACAUGGAGUUCACCAGUUCAACCAGCCCUGUAGGCAUCCAGGGAGAGGCAGGGGGAGAAGAGACCCAGACCCCUGUAGGCAUCCAGGGAGAGGCAGGGGGAGAAGAGACCCAGACCCUUGAAGGCCUCCAGGGAGAGGCAGGGGGAGAAGAGACCCAGACCCCUGUAGGCAUCCAGGGAGAGGCAGGGGGAGAAGAGACCCAGACCCUUGAAGGCCUCCAGGGAGAGGCAGGGGGAGAAGAGACCCAGACCCCUGAAGGCCUCCAGGGAGAGGCAGGGGGAGAAGAGACCCAGUACCCUGAACAAUUCCUAGCCUCCACAGAUCCAGCUACAGCAGCCCUUACAGAGGGUGAGGCUGAGAAGAAGACCAAGGGCUCCUCUUCAAGUGCCCUGGCUGCUCUGGUGCAGUUCUUCUUGGAGCGGGAGCGAGCAGCCAUAUUGGCUGAGGCGCAGACUGAUGACCUCAUCAGUGAACCUCUCAAGCCCCAGGACCAGAGCGGGGAGUGGCAGGAGACAUCGGGCGAGAUCCAGUGGGUCGCUGCAGAAACCAACGACGGUGAGAAUGACAAGGAAAAGGACACAAAGAAAGACGAGGAAGACGAGGAGCUGGAUCUCAACAAAGCUCUGCAGCAUGCUGGGAAGCACAUGGAGGACAGCAUUGUGGCUUCCUACACAGCUCUGCUCCUGGGUUGUCUGUGUCAGGGCAGUCAGGUUAAUGUGACAACUGUGCGGGUAAACCUUCCCAUGGGAGAUUUCUCAAUAAUGACGGAAAUGCUGAAGAAGUUCUUAAAUUUCAUGAACCUUACUUGUGCAUUUGGCACCACAGGGCAUAAGUCCAUCUCUCGUGUCAUAGACUAUCUGGACCACUGUUAGUGAACCCUUCUUUGCACUCUUGAGUGCAGAUAAGGGGACAUCUUUUCAGAUCUGGCAACCCAACAAGGGUCCCACCAGAUCUGGCAACCUUAGCAAGGUUAUGUCAGAUGUGGCAUCCCCAGCAGGACGGGCUGUACAGAGAAUCCACCAGAGAUCAUCGGUGUCCCAACAGUGUCCCCAGCAUUGCUUCAACAUGUGUUCUCAUUCUGAAGAACAAGACACACACCACACACACAAUGGCCUGUGAUGGUUGUAGAAAAGGGAAGGGAACUGUAGAAAAGGGAAGUUCUGAUUAUGACCAUUUGCAUAAGCUCGCGGUCAAGUUGAAAUCUUCUGGAUUUUUCUUCAAUGCUUGUUUAAGUUAUUCUCACAAGGUCAUGUAAUGUAACAUCAUUCUACAUUUAAGAAAUCAUCAGUUCAGGAUGACUGAUUGUUAUUUAAGUAUUUGUUUUUAAAUAAUGGCACUUGAAUUACUUAAAAUUGUUUUACUCAUUGCCCUUCCAAAUUUGACUUUACAGUCAAACUGAGUUUUGUGUUUUAAAUUUGCAAUGGGUCGUUUUUAUGAUUGGUUAUGCUGUGUGAGAUGCUUCAAGUCUCUACAGUUCCUUACCUUUUACAUGUUCCACCUAACACAUCACUUGAAGUGGCUGGAUAUAAUAACUGCUGUUUGUACGGUUUUCAUUACACUCCCAGAAACCCUGGUAAACCGGACUAACAUUAAUAAUAACCAAACCUCGGCCAACUGGCAUAAUCCUCAUUGAACAUUGUUGUUUGCCCAUACUGUGGGUGUCAGUGGUGGUUAGUGCCACUUUAAAUGAAGAAGACUGUCUCAUAGUAAUGGUUGGAAUGGCCACACGUUUGGUACCAUUCCAUUCACUCCAUCCAUUACUACGAGCCGUUCUCCCCUCACCAGCCUCCUCUGGUGGGCAUUGUAUCUUACCACUUCAAGUAGCGCUGAUCCAGAACCAAGCCCAGGGUUCACCACCUGGACCUGGACAGGGGGUGCAGGUUGCAUCCAGCCCUACAGUAAUUAUUAAAAGCCUGCACACCUAGUACCCUGCGUUGGUGAUCCCUGUCCUAAACCCAACCCCCCCUAGGCACCCCCAAGUCUGUGAGCACUGGAUAGUAAAAUGGUGACAAUUCUACCUAGUUUAUCGGAGGGAAAAGUGAAGUAACUACCAUACUGCUUAUACCUAUCCUUUCCGAUCUGCUUGUGGUGGUAGCCUCUGGACAGGGCUGUAGUGUUUCUUUACUGCCCCUUGUGUCUUAAGUCAUCAUGUUGGACAUGACCUUCCUACUCUGAGCGGUGAACCAGUACCCCUAAACCUCAUUUCAGCUACUCUAACUAGUCCUGUGCUCCAAUAAGAUACUGAUUGAAUGACUGCCAUACAGAUUUCAUUUCCCUCUGAUUUGUAGAGCUGCAAUUGAACAGACAUGUUACCUGCAAGUUGAGUUGCAAAUCUAGGAUGUAUUCAUUAUGACGAUUCUGUUGCAAAAUGUUUUUACAAACAAAACAAGGGUUUCUAUUGGACAAAUUCAGUUAGGUCCGUUCCAUUUUUGUUUGCUUCCGUUUGGUUGUUAAACGGUUUCUAUAAUGAAAGGAAUUUCAGAAUGUAAACACCUGUAAAUAGUGGUUAGUGGAUGUUAGAAUGCUAGACUACUUUUCUGAAGCUGAUAUUUUUAUUUUCUACAAUAUUUCUGAGUUGUCAUUUUGAAGUAAAAGCAAAAAAAAUACAAAGACCGCUGCAGGACGAAAAAAGUUUGUACUGGUUUUGAGGACGUUGUCUUUGAUUACAUGUAAAUAAUUGUAACUCAAAUAAAAAGUUACUUUCAGUA
Messenger RNA from Oncorhynchus keta (chum salmon), 6456 nucleotides. Its product is annotated as wings apart-like protein homolog. The transcript has 20 exons. Bases 856 to 4620 code for a protein of 1254 amino acids. Gene Ontology annotation, biological process: regulation of chromosome condensation. The record is from RefSeq and is a predicted model, not a curated record. NCBI's taxonomy places the organism in Eukaryota, Metazoa, Chordata, Actinopteri, Salmoniformes, Salmonidae.